AUGGAGUCUAAAAUAUUUAAGUUUAUCUGCGCUAAUACAGGAUCUGUGGACGUGGACGAUUUGAUGUCUAAUCACUUCCCAGGCGAGUCCACCAACAAGAUUAUUUCCAACCAACAGAAGUUUGUCUUCUAUUCUUCAAAUGGGAAGCAGAAAGUGGUGGCCUGGACCAGUCUGAAACUGUGCAGAGUUAAAGCUUGUCAGGGGCCGUGUGGAGAGCUACACCUCUGUAAAUACUUCCUUCUCAGCGGUAUCUGUCCAUUACCGGUAUAUGAAAGAAAAGACUGCAGUUUUUCCCAUGAUCUGAGCUCUGACCACAACCAACGGGUACUAAAACAUCAUGAGCUGGAGGGUCUGACCAGAGACGAGCUUUGUACGCUGCUAAUGCAGAAUGACGACUCACUCCUGCCUUCUAUAUGUCGUGAUUACAAUAUCGAUGGUGGCAAAUUUGGUCAGUGCCAGAGCGAAGAUAUCUUCUGCAGUAGGCUUCACAUUUGUGAGCGGUUCAUGAAUGAAGACUGCAAUUGCUCCAGGAACCAUGAUUUUAAAGCUUCCCACAUAUUAAUAACCUUAAAUGGUGAAGGGGUUCCUUUCACACUCAUUCACUCCCUGAAGUCCAUUUACGCAAAUAAUGCAGCGUUGAGACUUUCUGGAAACCAGAUCUCUGCUACAAACCCUGGUGCAACAGGUGAUGGUAGUCAGACUUUAGAACAAAGCAGUGGCAGCAAGGAAGAUGGAAGAAACAUGGGUGACAGCCUACGGAAACAACAAACCGCUGCCAUUGAUCAGAAAGGUUUUGACCUUGGUUCCUUAAAAUUGUACACUGAAGAGGGACACAAGGGAAAUCAGCCACAAGAUUCUAAUUCACCCAGCAGUGAUGUCUCUGCUGCAGCCACCAACACUGUAGCCAGCAGCAACGCUGAUCAAAACACGCCCAAGAAAAUUGAUCUGCAAUAUAAAGCGAUAUCUAUCAAGAAGAAAAACAGCAACUCGAACAACCAUCAGCUGCCUCACAGUUUCUGUCUCUCUGAUUACGGUGCUGCUGCUGCAAGCGUUGGAAGAAGUGGAGAUGAACAGAAUAGAUGUCAAAAGUCGGCUACGGAUAAAACUGUGAUAUGCAUGUACUUCGUUCAAGGCUACUGUAAGCAUGGGGAUCAAUGUACCAAUGCUCAUGACAAGAUGCCGUACAGAUGGCAGGUUCAGGAAGGUGAUCGGUGGACCAGCCUGCCUGAUAACGAGACAAUCGAGAGGGACUACUGUGACCCAAGCAACACUUUCAGCAGUGGUAACCCACCUGUUUAUUUUGACACAAUGAGAUGUGGAGAGCGCAAAGUAAGAAGACUCUCAACUCCGAACUCUGUGAGUGAACCGGACUCCCUCUACACCACAGAGUGGCUCUGGUACUGGCAGGAUGAUUUUGGACAGUGGAAUCUGUACGGUACAAAUGACGGCCAACUCAGACCAGCAGACGUUGACAGUAAAUAUCUGGAUAAGGCGUUUCUGAACAAUCCAGAUGUGGUGGAGUUCACUGUAGGCAAACAUUCAUAUUCACUCAGCUUCCAAGACAUGCUACAAACAAACAAGGGUUACGGCACAAAGAGGCUCGUGAGAACAUGUCCUCGGUUUGUUUCUGCUGCAGAUGUACAAGCAAAAACUGUGAGAAUGCCAGUAAAUACUAUGUCUGUGCCAGACAACUGGGACAAGACACAGAUCCCUCAAACAGGAUUCUCGACAAUUCCCCUUUCACAAACGUCAGAAGAAUUUAAAAACAUUCAAGCUCUUUUCUGUGGAACUAUGAAAGACUUUAAAAUCAUCAGCAUAAAGAGAAAUCAGAACAAAGCCCUCUGGGAAGUCUUCCAGUGGCAAAAUAAUUUGAUGAAGGACAAUAACGGUGGACGAUAUGUAACAGAAAAACAACUUUUUCACGGCACGGACUCCAACCAUGUGGACGCCAUUUGCCAUAAUAAUUUUGACUGGAGGAUCUGUGGGACUCAUGGAACAAGUUUUGGGAAAGGUAGUUACUUUGCUCGAGAUGCUUCAUACUCCCACAAGUACACGGGCGACACUCAAGUCAAAUCCAUGUUCAUCGCCCGGGUGCUGGUGGGAAGCUACAUCGAAGGAUCCUCUCACUAUGUUCGACCUCCUUCCAAAGAUGGUGGAAACACAAACUUCUACGACAGCUGUGUGAACAAUGUCACAAACCCCUCUAUAUUUGUUGUGUUUGAGAAGCACCAGAUCUAUCCCGAGUACCUGCUGCACGAUGUCAGCUACACCAUCCCAUCAAAGCAGGAUAGUCUUCCCACCUUUAAAACUACCAGCUUUUCAACCCAGUUCUUCCUCACAGACAUUUGGUAA
Nematolebias whitei (Rio pearlfish) is the source of this 2352-nucleotide messenger RNA. Its product is annotated as protein mono-ADP-ribosyltransferase PARP12-like. Gene Ontology annotation, molecular function: NAD+ poly-ADP-ribosyltransferase activity; metal ion binding. Lineage: Eukaryota; Metazoa; Chordata; Actinopteri; Cyprinodontiformes; Rivulidae. The record is from RefSeq and is a predicted model, not a curated record. Bases 1 to 2352 code for a protein of 783 amino acids. The transcript has 13 exons.